AUGGGCGCCUUGAAGCAGGCAAAUCCAGCUACUACGCUGGACGACGCCAUGUCUGGCUCUCAAACCGCAGGACCUUCGUCUGAAAACGAUGAAGAGGGCGCCAGCUACGAAGAACUGGCUUUGGAUCCCGACUCGGCUGGUUACAUUCAGUUAUCCCACUCGCAGACAACCUACGUUGGGGGUGGCCAUUGGAUGUCGAUUUUGAGAAACAUACCAGAAUUGGCCGACGUUUUCGGUAGCGAUUUCCGCCUCCUAGACAAGGAUGCCGAUAUGUCUGCAGAGGGAGAAGAUGAUGAACUCGACCUCAUGGGAUACCAUGAGAGGGUAGACCGGCAACAUAUUCUUAACGCACUUCCUCCCAAAGACUUCGCAGACAGCCUGGUGGCGGUAUGCUUUACAAAUACAAACAAUGAAGCAAUGAUUGUACAUCCGCCCACCUUUCGCAAAGAGUACGAGCGUUUCUGGGCAGAUCCGACUUCGACCCCUAUCAUAUGGGUUGGGCUGCUAUUCGCUCUUAUGUGUCUCGCUGUGCAAUACCAGCAAUACUCUCCAGAAGAAGCACGACGGCUGCAGGUUAUCGAGUCGGAUCCGGAAAAUCUCGUUCGACUCUAUCGCACAAGGACCAUUCAAUGCCUCAUUUUGGGGAAGUACAGUAACGCGCCGCCUUAUGCGGUCGAAACCAUCUUACUCUACCUCUUAAUGGAGACACUGGGUCGCCAAAGUACGCAAAACCUUGAUGGGCCCUUGAUACAGUGGGGCAACCUCGUUCGGAUCGCAUUCAAAGCCGGCUACCACAGAGACGGCUCCAAUUUUCCUGGUAUUUCAUGUUUUCAGGCGGAAAGACGGCGAAGAGUCUGGGCAAUUCUGGUGGGAUGGGAUCUAUAUUUGUCGAUGCAAUUUGCCUUGCCCUCGAUGAUCAAUCUGUCACUGUGCGAUACCAAAGAACCCAGAAACCUUGGAGACGAAGACCUCUAUGAGCAUAUGGUGGAAUUGCCGCCUCCAAGAGCGAACUCGGCACAUACACUCCCUCAAUUUCACGUCGCCAAGAAUCAACUGCUCGAGAUCUUUGGUAGAAUCAAUGACUUGACGACGUCGGUCAAAUCUUCACCUUCGUACACCGAAAUUCUCAAACUGGACGCCACCCUUACGAAUACAUAUGAAUCGAUCAUCUCCGUGUGGCAACCUCAACACCAACCACAAGACUCGAUGUCGACUUCUUCGCGAGCUGCUCCCUUUAUCAGCGUGGCUUACACAUUCCUCGCUUUCAGCUACUACAGAGCCCGGAUCGCCUUGCAUCGCAAGUACAUCGCUCCCGGGCGAAAGCACAAGCAAUUCACCUAUUCGCGCAAGGUCGGAAUUGAAGCCGCUCUGACCAUCUUGCAACAUCAAUGGGUCUUGUAUCUGGAAACUCGAGUAGGUGGUCAACUAUGCCGUCACGGCUGGAAGUUCCUGGUCCUUCUCAUUCAGGACUUCUUAUAUGCAACAGCCAUUCUCUGUGCGGAGCUUGCGGAAGAAAUAUCCCCUACCGAUCUGGGAUGGGCCCCGGCUUCGGAGGAUGUUGGCAAUGCCAGUAACCAAAUGCGCGACCGGGUCUUCCACGCGUUGAGCAGUGCGUACAUUGUGUGGCUCCAGUCCAAGGAGUCCGAGUCAUCACGCGAAGUGAAGCUCGUCGUUGCCUCCCUGAAGCACUUACUCAGCAGAGCCCAAGAGGCAGGGGUUGGGCAGACGACGAUGAUAGCGCCGACAGCGCCAGCAGUUCUACCCAAACCCAGCGCGGAUGCAUAUGCGGUUGAGUCAGGAAGCACACUUGCUGGGCAAGCGCCGUCUCUGUCUGCUUCGGCAGCAGCAACGCCCCAGAGCGAUGGGAUCUAUUGGGGAAUCGGGCAUUUUCCCAUUUGA
Molecule: messenger RNA, 1899 nt
Organism: Cladophialophora carrionii CBS 160.54
Lineage: Eukaryota; Fungi; Ascomycota; Eurotiomycetes; Chaetothyriales; Herpotrichiellaceae
Exons: 4
Coding region: 1-1899 (632 amino acids)
Biological process (GO): DNA-templated transcription; regulation of transcription by RNA polymerase II
Cellular component (GO): nucleus
Molecular function (GO): RNA polymerase II cis-regulatory region sequence-specific DNA binding; DNA-binding transcription activator activity, RNA polymerase II-specific; zinc ion binding
Source: RefSeq, a predicted model, not a curated record